Molecule: messenger RNA, 963 nt
Organism: Leishmania mexicana MHOM/GT/2001/U1103
Lineage: Eukaryota; Euglenozoa; Kinetoplastea; Trypanosomatida; Trypanosomatidae
Product: sir2-family protein-like protein
Exons: 1
Coding region: 1-963 (320 amino acids)
Molecular function (GO): NAD+ binding; NAD-dependent protein lysine deacetylase activity
Source: RefSeq, a predicted model, not a curated record
AUGAAGCCGGCGGGAACGCUUGCAUCGUUCAUGGAGCGCUGCAGCGCCAGAAAACCUGGUCGGGGUUGCGUAGUCCUCACCGGCGCAGGUUGCAGCACAGAGAGUGGCAUCCCCGACUACCGCGGGCCCAACGGCCAGUACCACCGCACUGAUUUCGUGCUGCUGACCUUUCAGAGCUUUAUGCGCGACGACAACGAAAAGCGACGCUACUGGGGCCGCAGCAUGCUCGGGUACUUGACCAUGUCCGGUGCCUCCUGCAAUGCCGCUCACAUGGCGCUGCAUGCUUUCACCAAGUCCGGGGCCGUGGCACACAUCCUCACGCAAAACGUCGACGGGCUGCACCACCUCGCUACGUAUGGCGGGGCCGGUGAUGCGGAGGAGGAGCACUACUACAAGUACACCACAAGUGAUGCGCCGCUGAAGGAGGUGCACGGCAACAUUCACAACGUCAUCUGCACGUCCUGCGGCUUUCUCAUGCCGCGUGCGCGUCUGCAGCGGGAACUGCGAGAAAAGAAUCCGGCUUUGUAUGAGCAGUACGGGACGGAUAUGUCGCGCGUGCGGCCGGACGGCGACUACAGUGCGCCAACGGAGGCCGCGAAUGCGAUGCAUCUCGUCAUGUGCCCCCGGUGCAACGGCUUCCUCAAGCCGCAUGUCGUUCUGUUCGGUGAGAACGUGGCGAAGCCAAUUGUGGAGACCACGAUGAGUGUUGUGCGCGACAAGGCCUCCUGCCUGCUGUGCCUCGGCACCUCCCUGCAGGUGUACAGCGCCUAUCGGUACGUCUUAGAGGCAAAGCAGUUAGGGAUUCCGGUGGCCAUCGUCAACGCUGGAGCGACGCGGGCCGACGCCAUCGCUGACCUCAAACUUAAUGUGGAGAGCGUCGGAAGCGUGUUGGCGGAGACGGCGCAUGAGAUGCUUGGCGUGCCGGCGUUCAUGUUCUUCCGCCAGAAGGCGAUUCAACUCUAG